UUUAAACCAUCUUAAUUGUUUGAUAUUUUAAAGAGAGAGAGAUAAAUGUGAGAAUUCCAGGAUGAUAAUGGUUUAUAUAUGUGUUUGUGUGUGUGCGCGUGCGUGUGUAUAUAUAUAUGAAUAGAUGUGUGGGUAAAAAAGAAGGACUAAUAAGGAGUAGGGCAAGGACUGAAGAGGGAAGAGUAGCAAAUAGCAAGAUAUAUGGAGGAAGAAUUCAGCCCACUAGCCGUCACUCAUCUCCUUCAGCACACCUUGAGAAGCCUCUGCAUUCACCAAAACUCCCAAUGGGUUUAUGCAGUCUUCUGGAGGAUCUUGCCCAGAAAUUACCCACCUCCAAAUUGGGAUAACCAAGGAGCUUAUGACAGGUCAAGAGGAAACAGGAGGAAUUGGAUAUUGGUUUGGGAAGAUGGGUUUUGCAAUUUUGCUGCCUCAGCGGCGAAGACAACAAGUGGAGAGUGUGGUGGUGGUUCCUCGGGUGAAUAUCAGCACUGCAAUGGACUCCAACCGGAGCUCUUCUUCAAAAUGUCCCAUGAAAUCUAUAACUAUGGUGAAGGUGUGAUUGGGAAAGUGGCUGCAGAUCGAGGUCACAAAUGGAUAUACAAAGACCCAACUGAUAAGGAGGCCAAGUUCUUGGGUUCCUGGCAAAACUCAGCUGACUCAUAUCCGAGGACAUGGGAGGCCCAGUUCCAAUCUGGAAUUAAGACUAUAGCCUUGAUUGCAGGAAGAGAAGGUGUUGUUCAGCUGGGUGCUGUUCACAAGGUGAUGGAGGAUCUGAGUUACGUUGUGUUACUGAGGAAGAAGUUCAACUACAUUGAAAGCAUCCCAGGAGUGCUACUGCCACACCCAUCAGCAGCAGCAGCAGCAUUUCCCUUCAAUGUAGAUGGGCUAAGUGCACCAGAAGCAUGGCAUCUCCUACCCAAUCUUCCACCUCCACCUUCAGAAUUCCCACCUGCAGCGGGCUACUUCAUCAAUAUCAACCAGCAGCCCAUGAGAAUAACUCCUUCCAUUAGCAGCCUUGAAGCCCUCCUCUCCAAACUCCCGUCGGUCGUCCCCGCGCCGGCCCCGGCCGACUGUAGUGAGGCUGAUCAGCCGCGGUUGGGAAUGGAGGAGGUGGCAAAGGAGGAGAUUGAUGAGGACCACCACCACAACUACAAGCAAGAGAAGCAUGUGGGUGAGAGUAGCAGUUCCAUGUCAUGCCCCCAUCUCCAUCAACAACAGUGGCUCUUGAAGGGUGAUUACUAGCUAGGCUUCAUUCAAUCACUCAACUCAUUUCUGUCUUAACAUUGUGGGUUUUAGUGAAUCGAUCUCAGUGGCUAUUGCUUCUUCUCUCCUUCCCCAGACUGGUAAUUGUUGCGAAUUCCAAAUGGUAAGAGUUGCGGGCUCUAUCAAUUAAUUAAAAAAUAAAGCAGCAAAAAAGCACAGUAACAACCCAGAGAAAGGAAAAUCAGAAUGGGGUAGAAAGCUAGGGCUGGCUCAUGGCACUGGGCAUUGGCAUGGUGAUAUACCCUACCUACCAUUUGGUUUUAACAGUCUAAACAUAUAGUCAUUGUUUGUACAAUCGAAUCUACCACCGUAAAUUUAGAGGCUAGUACACUGCCACAGGCUGUUAACUCACACUAUUUAUGCCGAAAUUAUGCAGACCCAGAAGUGGGCUUUUGGGAGAGCGUGCCCUAAUUCAAGAAGUCUGUUCGGGCGUGGCCCAUGG
This is a messenger RNA of Diospyros lotus (date-plum), 1705 nucleotides long. Its product is annotated as protein RICE SALT SENSITIVE 3-like. NCBI's taxonomy places the organism in Eukaryota, Viridiplantae, Streptophyta, Magnoliopsida, Ericales, Ebenaceae. The record is from RefSeq and is a predicted model, not a curated record. The transcript has 7 exons. Bases 202 to 1242 code for a protein of 346 amino acids.